Striga hermonthica is the source of this 1617-nucleotide messenger RNA. The record is from the annotation of a GenBank genome assembly. Lineage: Eukaryota; Viridiplantae; Streptophyta; Magnoliopsida; Lamiales; Orobanchaceae.
AUGGGGAAAUCUCCCGGAAAAUGGAUCAAGACUGUACUCUUUGGGAAGAAGCAUUCGAAAUCUAAUUUUUCUAAGAAUGUCACGCCUGACAAAAAGACGGUGGAAAAUCUAUCCCAAAACCCCCCCGUGAUAUCAGAUCCUUCCCAGCUGACUGAUAGAGGUGUCGACUCCUUAGAGCUCGAGAAUGAAAAUCAUGGCUUGGCUUGUGAUGCCAUUGCUUCAUCUCCAUUGAAUCAAGAUUUAGAUUCCAAAAGUGAAAAAGGGUCGGGUCCUGUAGUUGAUGCUGAUAUGAGUAGUCAAAAUCUAGCUGCAGCAAAAGUUCAAGCAUCCUUCAGGGGCUAUUUGGCUCGUCGGGCUUUCCGAGCUCUCAAGGGUAUCAUAAGGCUGCAAGCUCUUAUCAGAGGGCAUCUGGUUAGGAGGCAAGCAGUUGCCACUUUGCAUUGCAUGAAGGCAAUUGUCAAGUUCCAAGCAAUCGCUCGUGGGCAUAAGUUCCUUGUGUUUAUCAGCAAGUAUUUCUUCUUUCUUGCAUUUUAUAUGCAUCAUCAGGAUACUAAACAGGUCAACAUUGGAGCAAACAUCUUCUCCGAGUUAGGAAAGCUUGCAAAAAACACCUUCGUUUGCAAGCUUCUUGUCAAAAUGCCAGCUGCUAUGCCCCUGAGCCUUCAAUAUGAUAUUUCCGAACCAAAUUCAGCCUUGAGCUGGCUCGAGCGCUGGUCGAUGACCCGCUUCUGGGACCCACCCACUCGAUCUAAAAAGAUCGCCAAACCAAAAGCCCAUAAAAAACAGCCCGGCCCGCAAAUUUCCGAGCCCGAAGCUGCUGGUAAAUCGAAAAGAACCAUCCGUAAGGAAAACAUCACUUUAUUAGCUUCGGAGACAGAUAACAACAAACCCAGGCGCAACCCGAGCAAACUCGCUAUUACCCAAACCGAGUCGGCCCAAGAGCAGCAAGCCCAAAGUGAACUCGAGAGGGUUAAACGAAACUUGAGAAAGGUUACCUCAUCAUCUUUGGCCGAGAAAUCAGAAGCGGAGACUGAAAAGCCACAGGGUGGUGUGGAAAUAGCAAAACCUCCCGAUGUUCCUGAGCUGGAGAUAGCAAUUCCGGCCGACUCUGAUGCUGUUGUUGAAACAGUAGAUUUUUCUGAAACCCCCGUGCAAAACGGACCAGUUGAUGAUGUGAAAAUUGAGACUAAUGAAACUGAUGUGAAAAUCGAGACUGCUGUAAGUUUGGAUGAUGAUGAUGAGUCGAGCGUUAAGGAAGAAAAAAAAAGUAACAAGGACAAUCAGAAGAUCAAGAAAAGAAGACGAUCACUGCCAGCUAAGCAGGAGUUUGCUGAAAACAUCUCGCAGAAUAAUUCACCGAGCUUGCCGAGUUACAUGGCAGCAACUCAAUCGGCCAAGGCCAAGCUUCGAGCACAGGGCUCGUCCAAAUUCGGGGAGGAUGGGGCCGAAUUUAGUAACAAUAUUGCUCGUCGGCAUUCUCUCCCGGGACCUGCUAAUGGGAAAUCGAGCACAUUAUCGAAGCCCGUGCAAGCUAAUGGUAAAGGAGGUAGCAAAACUAAUGCAGCAUUGACUUCCUCUAGAGAUGACAAGGUGGUUCAGCCAGGUUGGAGGAGAUGA